Messenger RNA from Pyricularia grisea, 2208 nucleotides. RefSeq lists its product as uncharacterized. Lineage: Eukaryota; Fungi; Ascomycota; Sordariomycetes; Magnaporthales; Pyriculariaceae. The coding region runs from base 1 to 2208 and encodes 735 amino acids. The transcript has a single exon. The record is from RefSeq and is a predicted model, not a curated record.
AUGGCAGACGAAAACCAUAUCCCGGCCGAGUACUUCCCCAAAGAACUCGAGCCUCAAGCUGCAUUGAACGGCGGACCGGUUUCCCAUCAGCCAUCCGAACGUUUCACACAAGAUUCAGGAAAUAGGGCUCUAGCUACUAGUUCUGACUACAACCCCAGCGAGCCGCUCGAGACUGAUAUCUCAUCCGGAGAGAGCACCUAUCUGGGAAGCCCAGCUGGUUCAAUCCACACCUCCAAAGGCAACAUCGAGGAAAGGUCCACAGACACCGUUUCCAGGGGGGCUAGAUUUGACGACGAAUCCCAUAUUAACGGGGUUCCUUCGUUGAACGGGCUGGACAGCGAUGUGCACUAUCCUGUGAUCAUACCAAGCACAACUGACACCACCUUGGUUGACGGCAGUUAUCCUCGAUCUCAAGACUGCUCGGUGUUAACAUCAUCGGAGAACAGCGAAGAAGCUGUAUUUAUGCGGAACGCACAGCGCCUUGCUCGGGAUAGUAUUCGUCAUCCUUUGGAACUUGCCGAUCCACGGUACCAGCCAUCACCGCUGCCAAAUGGUGAGAAUCAUAUCAACGGUGGUACAAAAGAUCACCAAACCAACCCGGCUGGUACAGACCAAAAUCAACGUCCAUUUAGAGAACCCCCUUCUGCUUCCUCCAACGCCCGUUCUGAUUGUUUGACGAAACAAGAAGAGCCAACAGAGACAAGCCUCAGGAGACCUUCAGCUGAAAACCAAAAGUUUGGCGGCAAGCAAGAUCAUUCUGAGCCUUCACAGGACGAGAUCUCUGAGCAUCCAAACGAGACCGACGAGGUCUGGACUCGACAAGUGCCUCAUUCUCAACGUGUCAACGGGAUCGCUACUCGGACUGUUGUUUUCAAGACAAGGACUGGCAAUCCUGUGAGGAUUUUCAACCAACCCAAGCAGCCAUUCGUCAGUUGCCGGGGCCUCAGAGUUGUCAAUCCAGACGCAACUUCGAACGGAGGAGCUGACUACGAAAGCUCUGAUGAGACUCCAAGAGAGCCAAUUUUCACCUUUAGCGGCUCUGGUACGCUCAAACUAAACAGGCACGAGAAAGAAAUAGAGUCAGAGGAGUCAGAGGGAUCCUUUGACAAGAUCUAUAGCGGCCUGAACGGCAAUCCCAGACCAUAUUCUCUUCCAACCAGACUUGCCUCAGCAAGUGCUUCGGGUGACUACAAGCCUACUAACUCGCAUUUCGACUCAAACAUCAAUGGUUCAGCCUCUCAAUUCUACAGUCAAACAGAUUCAAGUCCCGUCUUAGACACUUCUUCAGAUUCCGAAGAAAGCAGCUCCAACGACUCACUCAGUGCUCCUGGUAUUGCUGCUAUUACAUCAGCGUCACAGGAGGAUCUCGAAGAAAAGGACACGCAACAGAAUCUCGACAUCAAGACAACGAUCCUUGGAGAUCAGGUUGCAGGGACCCUCGAUCAACUCAAGACUGCUCGGUGGAGCCUCGGUUUGCUUUGGCGUACUUUUUUCGAGCUCCUGCGGAUGACUUUCAGCUUGACAUUUAGAAUCGCCGCCUCCACUGCAAGAGGAGUAGGAGCCAUCUUUCAGUUUGACCUUCGAGCCUUUUCAUCGUUGCUCAAGAUCUGGCUUCAGUUUGGUCAGGUGGUGAUUCACACCUUUCUGGCAUCUACCCUGAUUGUGACCAUUGCCGUGGGCUUGUCGCUCAUCAGGACUCGCUUGUUCGCCGCCUGCAAAGAGGCUUUCUCUCGGGUAAUCCAGGCUUUGGACAGUGCCGUGCCGAAAUUUCUGUCUCUGCGUUACUACGCUGCGUAUUCUCUGUUAGCAUGGCUUUCGAUCCCCACCAAUAUGCCUGCUCCCCCUCAGGCAGGCUUCCACGGCGUUCCAAUGGCGGAACAUUCCCGUCACUGGACUCGCUCGGAACCCGACUCAGAUCAUCGCGUUCCAAACAUCCAAUCGUCUUUCGGGAAGCCAAAGUCCCAGCGGGUCAGCUUUCAAGAUACCUCUCCCAAGCCGACUUACCUUCGAGUGACGACACAGCCAGACAUCCAGUCGCCCACGAAGAAGCUUCAUUGGAGCACCUAUCCCCCUCACAAACAUACGGGCGAGCUGGCAGACAAGGCCCGCGAGAUGUUGAUGGCCCGGGGUGUGAAGCCCACAGGACGGCCGGCCGCAGGUUGGAUGAGAAGCUCUCAGGAGAUCGGAAGCAAAUUAGCAAAUUACUAG